This is a messenger RNA of Rhineura floridana, 4280 nucleotides long. It is a transcript of the gene DYNLT3, whose product is annotated as dynein light chain Tctex-type 3. Gene Ontology annotation, cellular component: cytoplasm; kinetochore; cytoplasmic dynein complex. The transcript has 5 exons. The record is from RefSeq and is a predicted model, not a curated record. Lineage: Eukaryota; Metazoa; Chordata; Lepidosauria; Squamata; Rhineuridae. Gene Ontology annotation, biological process: microtubule-based movement. Gene Ontology annotation, molecular function: dynein intermediate chain binding. The coding region runs from base 889 to 1308 and encodes 139 amino acids.
GCAAGCAGCAGUCCCCUCCUAGCUUUACCUUCGCUCCUUGCCACCCGGCGGGCAGGAACGAUCUGGUUCUCCCCUAGAUUCAUCCCAGGAGCGAGCUGAUCUUAUGCUUCGCCGGGAUGGAUUAUUGCGCGCGCCUUUACUGCCUGGGUGGGUGAUUAAUAAGGACAGGGACCCCCGAUACGCACAGGCGGAUAUUCCUCAGCGGAGGCCGCGCCCACCGCCGGAAGACCUCUUAAGCACGCGAGCACUGCUGACUUGAGUUCUUGCCACGGCUAUAGUCAGGGGGGAAAAUACCCCGACCUCGUAACAAAAGCUGGGAUUGUGCUUUUUAGCUCUGCUCCAUAAACCCAAGCCAAAGGCCGGUGCGGGCCUGGAUAAAACGUCAGGGCAGGGAAUUUACCUGCUUGCUUACUUGUCUUUUCCGGCCAAUCGCAAACGGCGUUGUAAAAAUCGUAGGCGUCAGGGUUGAUCCGCCCAGAAUGCUGUCAUUUUAUUUUAAUAAUUCUCACGAGGAUAAGGAGGGCUGUGCGCGCUCUGCUAUUGAUGCCACUGCAGAAAAAUACUACAUAUGUAGUGGAAAGAAGAUCCUGUCAGUGUUUGAGGCCCAGUUUAUACACGCAGGACAGUCAAGUGUAAAAAGUUUUUGGAGGACGGGGGGAAGAGUAGGAUUCCAACUUGCACGUGUGAGGAAUUUGAUGUUUGAAGGCUCCCCUGCACAUACGUAUAAAAGCCUCCUUCAGGUUGAAAACGAUGGUGUCAAAGCUUUCUCCCUCGUGCUUGGCUUGUGUGUGCAUCCAGGGAAUCUUUUUCAUGUAGCAGCUUUCAGACAUAACCCGUGACACCUGCACGCAUCCCCCUUUGCUGUCAUCACUUGAUUCUGUUGCAUGUAUGUUGUUGUUAUGUGCCUCCAAGUCAACUACGACUUAUGGCAACCCUAUGAAUCAGCGACCUCCAAGAGCAUCUGAUGAACCACCCGGUUCAGAUCUUAUGAUCUUCAAUGCUGAAGAAGCCCACAGUGUUAUUAAAGAUUGCAUAGAAACUGUCCUGGGCAAGGCAGAUUACAAUCAUGACAACGUUAAUCAGUGGACUGCAGCUAUAGUAGAACAAUCUUUAACACAACUGGUAAAACUGGGGAAAACAUACAAAUACAUAGUAACCUGUGCAGUGAUGCAGAAAUGUGGAGCUGGUCUGCAUACAGCAAGCUCAUGUUUUUGGGAUACCACGACUGAUGGUACCUGCACAGUCCGAUGGGAAAACCGAACUAUGAAUUGCAUCAUCAACGUCUUUGCUGUAGCCAUUAUUCUGUAGCAAACUGGACAAGCCACGCUUAAGUUAUGCCAAAGCCUUUAAGAACAAAAACUAUCAAAUAGAGUAGAUUGUAAGAAUUAUUAGAUGAAACUAUAUUUAUGCACUAGAGAGAGAGCAGGAAAUGUGCUUUUAAAAAGGUCUGUGGACAAAGUAUAUAUUAUAGUAAAGUACAAUCUUUCAGCUUAGCCAGCUGGCAGCUUACUAAAGACAGCUUUUUUUUUUAAGGCAAAAGUUUAAGUUUUCUUGAACUGUGGUUCUCUCCACUUCCCGUCCCCCAAACCUGAAAGAAGUGAUGGAAAAGUUAAAUAAAAACUAAGACAAUGCAUGUUUGCUCCCACAUUACCACUGGCAUUUCAUACACAGCAGAUUAAGAUAAAUGCAAUCAGUAGUGUAUGUAUAUGUGUGUAUGAUAUAUAUAAUGUAUGUCAAUGCCUUAGAACAGAGAAAUGUAAUCAGUAGUGUAUGUAUGUAUGUUCCAAAGAAUCCUUGGAAUCCCAUCAGUGGUUUCUCAGUACAGUAGCAGGUUUCUGAAAGAUAGCUUGCCCCCCAAUGUCCAGAAUUGCAAGGGAGUGUUUUUGCUUCUAAAGCAUGCACUCAUUUGAAUUGGGUUGAUGGUGAGGUCUAACUGGGGUAUCAGGUAGCGUCUCAUGUGAACUGACUGAACAACUUAGAACAUAUUUCAGCGUGUAGGGAUUGGGCAGCAGAUGCUCAGAGGCUCCUCAGUAGAUAAGAUGAUGUGAAAAAAGUUUCCUGAAAGCAUUAAGUUUCAAAACCACUGCUUAGAAUGCCAUUUAGUAGUGUUUGUGAUUUAUAAUGCAUAAUAUAUUAAGCAGGGUAAAAAAAAACCCUGACCAGUUGUAAAAUAAUGUUUUUCUACUUUUGGGCACACAAUUUCUAGAGGCCAGCAUAUCUCCUUUUCUCAUACAGGGUAUGAAUGUUCAGCAAGAGAAUGUAUUUGUCAUGCUGGAAUCGACUGCCAGCAGUGCUUAAGUUUGUAUAAUGGCACAGUUCUUAAGGCACAUUCCUCAAAUUAGGGAAAUAGUAUUAAUGCAAUGUGCAACAUUUGUUUCAGUGACCUGUACACCAACAAAUAUUUGAUUGGGAUUAGGAACACCUUUUGUUAUAGCAGCGCAAAAUCAAAAACUAUGAAAGCAUUACAAUAAUAUUACAGUGCCUUUACCGGCAGAUAAUGCAUGUGCAGAUAUUUUAGAUUAGGAUAUAAAAAUUUAGUAAAGCUCUUGUGAUAUCAGUUUCUUGCAUAUCUUCAGGACAGAGGCAUUUCUAAUUAUGGACAAGCCUGUGACACUUCAGAUUUUUGAGUAGGGUUGUACUUGAUCAUAUACAACUAUUUAAAAGUAAUGUUCCAUAUGUAGGACUUGGAAAUACAAACAUGCGGGGAACUUUUUUAUGACUUAAGGUGCAUUUAAAAUAUAAGUUGGUUACUUACAGAAUAAUUAACUGGCUACAGUCUUUACUUCCAAGUAAUAUUAACAGUGUUAGAUUAUAAAGUCUUGUUGUUUAUUGUGGGGGAGGGGUUAUAUUUGCUAUUAGUUAAAAUAAGCUUGCAAUCCUAUGCUUACCUGAAGCAUUGAAAACAGUGGAACUUACUUCUGAGUAAACAUGCAGGGUGUCAGCAGUAUCUACAAAAAUUAGAAAAUGCUCAGCUUCAGUCAAGUGGGUAAUCCUUUUAACUUGAAAAACCAUUCAAGCAAAUUUUAAGCACCUUUGCAAUUAUGUUUAGAAACUAGGGCUUUAUUUUUUUCCUGCGAAAGUUAUGUUGUUUUGCCAUUAUUUAUAGCCUUACUAGAACUUGAAACUAUACUGUUGCAUGAAGUGUUUAGGCCUUUUUAAAACACCACGGUUAAUAAGAAACUGCUAUAAGCUGUUUUCAGUUGUAUCGUAUGUUUGGAAUUUUUUUAACCAUUGUAAUGGUUUUGUUUUUAAUUUCUGUAACAUAAUAUUUAAAGCACCAAAGGUUUAGUUGUUUUUUGUGAUAAAGUUGUUGCAUAACCAAAUAGCAAGUAUAUAUUCCAUGUUAUUAUAACGUAAAUAAAGAAUCUCUAUAUUCUUGAAAUGAAUGCACAUAUUUACAGCAAGAGAACUUAAAAUACAAAUUUCCAUGCAAACUUUUAUUACAGCUCUGGUUUCAGAAUUUGCUUUUUCUGUGCAUAAACUGUUUUCAUCUUCUUCUUGAAGCAGUAAAAGAUAAUAUUGAAGACAGAGCAUUUUAUAGAGGGUGGAAACAAAAUAGAAUAAUAUUUGCAUGAAGUAAAGAGAAUCUGACAAAGGCAGUUUCAGAAGCACCUACUAAUGAAGUCUCUGACCAGAAAAUAAAGGCAAAGGUACAAUCUCUUCUGUUUUUGGUAAACUUCUGUUGCCAUUAUUGAGAAUAGAUUUUAUUUCAGGUUGGUUUUUUAAAUGUACUUGAACAGAAGUUAUGCUAAGAACACUGCAAUACAGUAGGGCCCCACUCAUAUGGCAGGUUCUGUUCCAGGCCCCCGCCAAAAAGCGAAAACUGCUGGAAAAUGGGGCCCUACUCAGCUGUAGCGCACGAGGUCCCUGCCCUACAGAUGAUCAUGCGAUCAGCUGGAACCCACCAGCUCCCCGCGCUACAGCUGAAAGGGAUCAGCUGGAGCACGCCAGCUCCCCGCGCUACAGCUGAUCACGCGCUACAGCUGAUCAACUGGAGCGCGCGAUCAGCUGGAGUGUGGGGAGCUUGCGCACUCCAGCUGAUAGCUGUCAGCUGGAGCUUGGUGGCUGGAGCUCCCCACGCUAUAGCUGAUCGCCCUGCUGGCACCGCCGUAUUACCAGAACGCCGACAAGCGGGGCACCGACAAGCAGGGCCCUACUGUAUACGGAAGUUCACAGACAUACACUGUGCUAAGAUUGCACUAGAAAUAAUGCUGAUAUUGGUUUUAAAAUAGCUACAUUUUGUUUUAACUAAAAAAAAUAAAUAAAAUAUGUCUGCCUUA